CUAAGGCAGGAAGAUGUGGUUGGCCAUGAAGCGUAACGGAGCAAAGGAAACAGAAAAAUGCUUUGCGACAUUCGCCACGGCUUUCUGUUGAGGAGAACAUGUUCGACAUGACCUCACCACCUCUUUUCCUAAUGGAAUACUUUCCUCAUGGUUUGUGUGACGAGAGCGAAACUCCUCUGAUGGAAAUUUCAGACUUAUCUCACGUUUUUGGGGUUGAAAUUUUAAAGAAAUGUUCCUCCCUGUCUGUCGCUGAUGACCACUGGAAACCCUCAGAUAUUUGCAUUAGUCCUUUGUUUCUUUUCUUUUGCUUUUUUUUCCGUCGCGCCAAAGGAGAAGCCGUGUUACACACUGCCCACAGUGAAGAAGCUCCUGGAGCAGAAGAGAAAGCGAGAGACGUCUUCAGCUCCUCCGUCCUGUGCCUCUGCGACAAAUAACACUGGUGCUGCUGUCCCAGUGCCAAUCCCAGUGUCAACAUCAGAUCCCUCUGCCAGUACAAACAGCAGCUUUUCAGACAUGGCAGCGAUGAGGUAUGAACGGUGGGAUCUAACCCAUCAGCCACACUCCUCUGCUCUUGCAGAGUGCGGCUCCUUCUCGCCAAUGGUGUCACAGAAUUACAUAACAGAACCAGGUGCUCUCAGCUUCCCAGCUGCUUCGGUUUAUAGCCACUGCUUAACCUCAGCAGAGCCUCAGCUUUCCAGCUAUACUACUCUUCAGAUGCAGGACUGUCAGAGUGUGCAGAUGCCACAGCAUUUUCAGCCCAGUACAGAGUGUCCUGUUACCUCAGGCAUGCCCAGUGCCAGCACUGACCUCAGGACUCAGGGAAUAGGCUCUGGCUUCCUGUGGACUUCUGGGCCCAGAGCUCAGGCAUCCACAGGCCCCUGCCUGGACAUGGACAUGGUUAAGCUGGACGAAGCACGGAUCUUACUGCAGACCAUGGAUUACAACAGGACCAUGUGGAAGGACGAUGAUGGAGACACAAUUCUGCACAUAUACACUGCUAAGGGCCAAAGGGAGUAUGCCUUUGCUGCAGCGGAGAAACUGAAGGAGCUUGGCACUUUGGAUGCAAAGGAGCACCGGGGAAAAACUGCUUUGAUGGUAGCCGUGACGGCCAAUCAGCCAGAGAUCGUCCAGGACCUGCUCUCUAUCGGCGCUGAUAUCAGCAUCUGUGACAUCAAAGGUCAAACCGCACUGCAUCUGGCAGCCACUUAUGGCUUUCCACAGGUCAUGAGGGUUAUCCUCAAUAUGGAGCACAGAGUGGACCUGGAGGCUCGCAAUUUUGAAGGUUUAACCCCACUGCACUGUGCAGUGAUCUCCCACAAUGCCACAAUUAAAGCUCUUUCUUCCACCUCCUCUUCAUCUGCUGCCUGGCUUCAUGAUGUCAAUCUGCAAUCUCAAGCUGACAAUAAACUAAUUUGCCUGCAGCUUCUACUGGAAGCAGGUGCUUCCCUAAUCAGCCAGGAAAUUAAAAGUAAUAAGACUGCCCUCCAUUUGGCUGUGAAGGAGGGAAAUAUUCAGCUGGUGAAUUUUUUCCUGAAAUGCCGGCUGCCGGACAUACAGGCCUUUAUCAACAUGAAGGCCCACGGACACACAGCUUUGCACAUGGCCGCAGGGUUACAUGGAAGCCCCUAUCAGGAGGAGCUGAUCAGACUGCUGCUUAGCAAAGGAGCCGACCCGAGUAUCCGCAAUCUGGAGAAUGACCAGCCCGUGCAUCUGCUGCAAAGUGGAGAUCAAGGAGAGAAGCUCAAGCUCAUCUUGAAGAAGAGAAAUGCCUCUAGACGGCGUAUCACAUCCUUACAGGACCAAGAGUGACCAGGACUGCUUUCCAGUCCCAACAUGUCUCCCUUUACUUCUUAUAGGGACUUCUCAAUAGGCCUGAAUUCACUCAAGGAAAAUAAGGGCAGAAAAAACAUAUACACUACUCACAAAAAGUUAAGGAUAUUCGGCUUUCAGGUGAAAUUUCAGGAUGCACUUAAAAUGCACUAUAACCUUUACAGGUGACCUUAAUUUGACCUUCUCUACACUUUUGAAUGCACAUGUCCAACUGUUCAGUGUUUCAGUAGUUUUUGCAUAACUUGCUGUUCUCUAACAAGGUGCUUAAUGGCAAAAUUCACAACUGGUGUUUGAUCCAUGAAUCGACCAAUAAAUUUUCUGGUUUAAUUAGAAUUGGUAUUUAAACAGUCCUCUUCAUCAUGCUGUUCACAUUUUGACAUCAUGAUACCAAGACCACACCUAACAAUUGAUCAACAGUACCUUGCCAUUGCGAGGCUUCAAACAGGAUGUUCUCAGAGGGAAGUGGCCACUGAGCUUAGAGUGUCACAGAGUGUCAUCAGCAGGUUGCGACAGAGAUACAGAGAGACUGGAAGAAUCACAGAAAGGCAUAGAAGUGGACGUCCUUUGGCCACAUCCCACAUUGAUGACCGCUUCAUUGUGAACAGUCCCCUGCGGAACCGGAUGAUGAAUGCCACUCAACUCCAGGCACAUUUAAGGGAGGUGAGAGGCACCCAAGUGUCACGUCAGACCAUUCAAAACCAUUUACAUCAGCGUGUUGGACGAGGGACCAGUAGGUCUCAGUGCUGUUCUCUGAUAAAAGUCGAUUCACGUUGAGCAGAAAUGAUGGCCGCCAACGAUGUUAGAGAUGUCAAGGAGAGCGCUAUGCAUCAGCCACUGUUGUGGUGGUGUUACAGUCUGGGCAGGUGUGUCUACUCAAUACAGAACUGCCCUACAUCUUGUGAAUGGUACAGUGACAAGCCAAUACUUCCUGAAUAACAUCAUUAAUCCAGUCAUUGUGCCCCUGCAUGAACAACACAGGCCUAAUUUCAUCUUCAUUGCAUCUUCAGAAGCAUUGCAUGCUUCUACUUAAAUGCCCUACUUUCAUGAUAUAAUAUCAUUGUAGCGUGAACUUUUUACAUUUUCCAUAAAUUUAACCCAAAAGCCAAAUAUCCUUAACUUUUUGUAAGUAGUGUAAUUUAAUGAAAGUAGCCACAGCAAAAGAAAACGUUGGUUAGGCAGAAUUAAGAAAAGGUGUUGAAAAGGUGACUCCAAAUUCGGUCUUCUAUUCCAUGAGUGAAUUCAGCCUUCUGAUUUUUUAUCUUGAAGGUUUAUUUGUAUGCGUAUCCUCUUAUGAGGUUCAACUCUGGCUGUUAUUACAGAGUGAUUUUGGAUUUUUGACACAUUCUUUUUCGCUGGGCUUUCUUGCUCAUGGUAAUGUGAUUUCUGUGAAAUCAUCGUCGAAUUUCCCAGUGUUUUGUUUUUUUUGUUUUUUUUUUUAAUCAACCAUAUUGGUUGGGAAUGUUCACACUGCAUCAGUGCUAUGCUAUGUUUUCUUCCUAAAAAUCUAUCUAUUUAUUCCUUUUUUUUUAAAAAUGUGAUACUUGUGUAUUUUUUUUUACUAGUAUUUGACUCAGGGAUAAAUUAUUUACAUGCGCAAGCUCUCUAUGUAACCUUUGUGGUCACCUUUGUGUUCACAGAGAGGAAGGUUAAGCAGGUCUCAGUUAUUGGUUGAAUGUGAGUGUGUUGUGAUGAAUCAUUGUAGGGGUGAAAAUGUCAGCCGUUUCAAGUUGUUCACAGCAUGGCAAUUAUCGCUCCGGUUCAGACUGGUAAUGAUGUCAUUUACAUCAACUACAUCACUAGUUUAUCAUUUGAACAUAUAAUGUAUUAUCUGUUGAAUUUGAUAAGGACAUCAGAAUGAAUUAGAAGUGACUCCACUGCUUAAUAUAAAAGACAGAGUGCAGGAAUGGCUCAGGGGAUUAUCUCGUGUGAAUCACUGGGUUUCUGGGACUUAAAUGCCUUGUAAUUCAAAUAAGGGGGAAAAACAUUGUACUGUCACUUCCUUCUAAGACCAAGUGAAAUGAUUGUUAAUUUAUCAGAACUGUGUGAGUGUUUCAUGUAAUCAUAACCCAAACACUGUCUACCUGUCCUGUACUUUUUUCUUUUAAUAAUGAUUUAAUAAUGACAAGACAUCAACACUGCAAUCAAAACAAACUUCCUGUUUGAAUGUAAUACACUGACUAAAUUAAUUGUUCAAGGCUUCAGCAUUAAAGAUUUGCUGGU
Hemibagrus wyckioides is the source of this 4050-nucleotide messenger RNA. It is a transcript of the gene nfkbid, whose product is annotated as NF-kappa-B inhibitor delta. The record is from RefSeq and is a predicted model, not a curated record. Gene Ontology annotation, molecular function: protein binding. Gene Ontology annotation, cellular component: nucleus. NCBI's taxonomy places the organism in Eukaryota, Metazoa, Chordata, Actinopteri, Siluriformes, Bagridae. The transcript has 12 exons. Gene Ontology annotation, biological process: regulation of gene expression. Bases 253 to 1809 code for a protein of 518 amino acids.